AUGACCUGGGGGGGCAGUGUUCCAUAUGCGGGGCUGAUAGCUGGAAACCCUUUCCACUGUGACUGCGACAUUGCCUGGCUUAUUGACAUGGCAAAGGUUGCGGAACAGUGCCGGUUGGAGAUAACCGUUCGCGGUAUCGAUGCUUGUCGUUCUGAAAUUGGCAAAAACGCGCUUGUCCGUGAGUUUCGCAGGGAACCGUCUUUGUUCCGCUGUAAGACACCCUCAGACCUGGUCGAUGUUGAACUCUUCCGACUAGAUAUCUCGCCAUGUCGAGACUUCUGGAAUCUUAUGUUCCAAAAUGAGACCCACGGCCCGCCUUGUCCUGCAGACGAUUUCUGCCCCAGAGAUGGGCAUUCUAACGGCAUUACUUCAUCUUCGCUGCCGCCAACAACCAGUAGUUCCGGAAUUGAGGAAUCAAAAAGGAACCAAACUAAAAUGUAUCAGAAUUUCCAAAACGCGACAAAUACUAGUAUGCUUGACGUUAAUAAUGCAACCUUGGCGGCAGCAAGGACCUUCGUCUUGGUUGUGUACUGUAUAAUGGUUAAGUUCCAAGCCGGCAAACUGGCCGUCCAACCUAACACCAACCUGCACGCUCCAGUCAAUGAUCAGAAUAGCUGCCCCAGUGUCGUUCCGAAACCAGACUCAGACGACAGCGUUUACGAACACAUUUCGGACGACGACGAAGAAGAAGAACCUUAUGCAAAGUCGUAUGUUUUCGACGUUCCGCAGUAUGAGAUGACUAAGAUUUAA
Messenger RNA from Branchiostoma belcheri (Belcher's lancelet), 750 nucleotides. RefSeq lists its product as uncharacterized. The record is from RefSeq and is a predicted model, not a curated record. NCBI's taxonomy places the organism in Eukaryota, Metazoa, Chordata, Leptocardii, Amphioxiformes, Branchiostomatidae. The transcript is spliced from 2 exons. The coding region runs from base 1 to 750 and encodes 249 amino acids.